AUUUCAACCUGUAAAACCCGCACCGAAUUUAUAUUUUUGGACAUAUUUUUUGUGUUAAAAUUCGAUCAGUCCCUAAUUUUUACCACCUCUAGUGUAUAUAAAGUUGAAUCAUGUAAAUCCGACCGCAAAGCGUAAUCAAGAAAUAAUCGUGGAUUCCUACUUCGGAGUUGGAGGUGGACGUGAGAGUCUGGUGACAAACCCAUUUUAAAACAACAGGGGUUUCGGGAACAACAGAAGAAAGUAGUCAAUAUUCUGAAAACGAAUUUGCAACUCAGAAUUCAGAAAGGAGAGCACAAUUGUGAAGGAUGACAGUUGCAGAGCUUGGACAGUUAAAUCUGGAGGAACUUCCGCCAUUUCGUGGGGCAUCUCGCUCACUUGAUUGCUUCCAAAAGUUGGAGCAAAUUGGCGAAGGAACUUUUGGACAGGUAUACAUGGCCAAAGAAGUCAUGACUGGGGAAGUUGUUGCUUUGAAAAAAAUAAAAACAGAGCAUUCAAAAGAGGGGUUUCCUAUUAGUGCAAUAAGGGAGAUCAAAGUUUUGAAAAGGUUGCAUCAUGAAAACGUUGUUAGUUUAAAAGAGGUUGUGAUUUCUCAAGAGGGAAUUAAUGAACUAGCUGCAACCAAGGAGAGUUUAGACAAUAAUAAGUACAAUGGUGGUGUCUACUUGGUGUUCGAGUACAUGGACCAUGACUUGACAGGUCUCUCAGAUCGUCCUGGCCUGAGGUUUACUGUUCCUCAGAUUAAGUGCUAUAUGAAGCAGUUGCUCACUGGGCUCCAUUACUGUCAUGCCAAUGAAGUGCUUCAUCGGGAUAUCAAAGGGGCUAAUGUUCUACUAAAUAAUAAUGGAAGCUUGAAGCUUGCUGAUUUUGGGCUUUCUUGCUCUUCUCAUCGCCGAACACAAAAUUUUACGAAUCGUGUAAUCACAUUGCCCUAUAGACCUCCUGAGUUGCUGCUUGGAGCCACAAAUUAUGGUCCAGCUGUUGACAUAUGGUCUGCUGGUUGUAUCUUUGCCGAGCUUUUGCAUGGAAAACCCAUCAUGUCUGGAAGAAAUGAGCCGGAGCAACUACACAAAAUAUUUGAGCUUUGUGGAAGUCCUGACGAAGUUAAUUGGCCUGGUGCUUCCGAGAUCCGUUGGUAUAACAACUUUAAGCCAGCAAGGCCCAUGCGUCGACGUUUACGGGAGGUUUUAAGACAUUUUGACUCUCAUGCUCUUGAUUUACUGGACAAAAUGCUGAUCCUUGAUCCAUCUAAGAGGAUAUCUGCCAACGAUGCACUUGCUGCUGAAUAUUUCCAGAUGGAGCCGUUACCUUGUGAUCCAAAGAGCUUACCCAAAUACGAAGCAUCCCACGAGUUCCAAACGAAGAAGAAGAGGCAGAUGCAGCGGUCGAAUGAGGAAACUGCGAAAAGGCAGAACUUGUGUUACCCACCGCCUCAUGCUCGUCUUCCUCCUAUUCAACACAAACCACAACUCCUGCAAGAGCACAACCAUUCAGUGAACAACCAAUUGCAACAACCAUUUCCUACUUUACCUAGCAACCUGUAUAGUGAACCUCUUGUUGAUGUUGGAUUGCCAAAUAGGUAUCAUUCCAAUGGAAAUCUGACACCUGGAUAUAACCAGACCCAUGGGGUCCAGGCUCAAGCUGGUGUUACUUCUAUUGGGCCAUAUCCUCCUCACGGACGGGCUGGUAGUAAUAUGACUAAUCGGUCUACAACUCCGAGUUAUGUAGCUGGACCACCAGGGUUCUCACACAGAGGUUCGAAUCCAAUAGCUAGUAAUCGAAAUCAACAAUAUGGCUGGCAACAAUGAGGAUAUACCAGUUUUUGCAGCUUUGAUUGGUAUAAGAUACAGAGAACUAAAUCAAAGAGGCAAAAGAGGGUAGUAAUUUCCUUAUGGCUCAACUUUGUGAGCUAGACUGCGAAGAAGUGCGGUCUCUCACUUGUACAGAUGGGAGUCUCAAGGUGCAUAUGUGUGUUUCUUGUCUUUUCUUUUGUAAGUGUAAUCUUAGUUUUUUCACGUGUUUUAUCUUUCUUCCGCGCCAAGCUAAAUCUUAGAUUUUGUUUGUAAUAUUUUCCUUGUAAUAGUAGCUUCAGUAAAAUGAUGGUGUUGUAAUUGACAUGAAGAAGCUUUCUUAUA
Messenger RNA from Spinacia oleracea (spinach), 2132 nucleotides. Its product is annotated as cyclin-dependent kinase C-1. Gene Ontology annotation, biological process: protein phosphorylation; positive regulation of transcription elongation by RNA polymerase II. The record is from RefSeq and is a predicted model, not a curated record. Gene Ontology annotation, molecular function: ATP binding; RNA polymerase II CTD heptapeptide repeat kinase activity. The transcript has 12 exons. The coding region runs from base 306 to 1805 and encodes 499 amino acids. Gene Ontology annotation, cellular component: cyclin-dependent protein kinase holoenzyme complex; nucleus. Lineage: Eukaryota; Viridiplantae; Streptophyta; Magnoliopsida; Caryophyllales; Amaranthaceae.